CUGAGGCACGCCAGAUGGAUACGGUUGGAUGAGGCGGAUGUACCGUUACGCACUAGACAAACUACCGAGAAAACGAGCGAAGGGAAUAUCUCCACGAACUGACCAUUUAUACCGCUGUGUUAAAUGGAUACCGGUUGUUUCACCGCGGCGCAACGUAUUUCGUGUCACGCCAUGAAUGCGGAUUUAUUUAAGCCUGCUCCGGACCGUGGACCCCAACAGUCCUCAGCCCCGGUGAAAACCAGCAGGAAUAAACCCGAACAAAUCAAGCCGGAGCUGGCCCAGGUGGUGACAGACUCCAAAACGGGAAGAUCCUACAGUAAAGGGAAGCUUUUGGGAAAGGGUGGCUUUGCUCGAUGCUACGAGAUGACAGACCUCUCCAGCAACAAAAUGUACGCCGUGAAGGUGAUUCCACAGAGCAGGGUGUCCAAACCACACCAAAGAGACAAGAUAACAAAUGAGAUCGAGCUCCACAAAACCCUUCACCACAAGCAUGUGGUGAAAUUCUCUCAUCAUUUUGAAGACCAAGAAAACAUCUACAUAUUCCUCGAGCUCUGUAGUAGGAAGUCCCUGGCACACAUUUGGAAGGCGAGACACACACUCACAGAGCCAGGUCGAUAUUACCUCAAACAGAUCAUUUCUGGCCUCAAAUACCUCCACAGCAGAGGGAUCCUGCACAGAGAUCUCAAACUAGGCAACUUCUUUGUCAACGAGAACAUGGAGCUGCGACUGGGAGACUUUGGCCUCGCUGCCAAGCUGGAGACUGUCGAGCAGAGGAAAAAAACAAUCUGUGGGACUCCCAACUACUUGGCCCCAGAGGUGCUCAACAGACAGGGCCAUGGCACGGAGUCUGAUGUUUGGUCCCUUGGGUGUGUCAUGUAUACACUGAUGUGCGGCAACCCUCCUUUUGAAACUCUUGACCUGAAGGAGACCUACAAGUGUAUAAAGGAAGUACGGUACAACUUGCCAUCCUCGCUUUCCCCCGCUGCACAGAAACUCAUCUCAGGCAUCCUGCAGAAAAACCCCAGCGACAGACUCGCGCUGGAUCAAAUCCUCAACCACGAAUUCUUCACCAAAGGUUUCACCCCUGAUAAGCUUCCCCCCAGCAGCUGUGUGAUGGUGCCCGAGCUCCACCCCCCCAGCCCCGCCAAGAAAUUCUUCACUAAAAUGGCAAAAAGCUUCUUUGGCAAGAAGAAAGCGAAAGUGGAGAAGAUUCCAUGCGAGGAAAAAGAUGACAAAGACAUUUCCAAGCUGGUGUCUGGCAUCGUUAAGUGUUCCAUCAGCAGGCAGAUCAGCUACAAGACAGUGGGACCCAAUGAGGUGCCCUGUCCCAUCAGUCAGGUUGUCAACUCGGUGCCUCUGGAACCGACUCCAGCUGAGGAGGAGUCCAGGAAGUCGAUCUCUCGCUCCUUCAAGGGCACCACGGCCAGCAGCACUGAACCGUGUGAGGACGCCCUGACGCCUGCAGCUGUGUCUGAAUCGGCUGUGAAAGUUCUCAACAACUGCCUGGCCACCAUGCCUGCAGCCACUAGAAACCCACCGUGUUUGUCCAGGCCCCAGUCCUUCCUGUGGGUGACUAAAUGGGUCGACUACUCAAACAAAUAUGGUUUUGGGUACCAGCUCUCGAACCAAAGCAUUGGUGUGCUCUUCAACGAGGGAACCCGUCUCAGUCUCUGCGACCAACGCAAGACAGUCCACUACUGCUUGCCUGAUAACAAACACUUCACUUUCGCCACCGACUCGCUACCUGAGCAGCUUCGCAGCCAGAAGCAAAUUGUAGAGCUCAUGGCCAACUACAUGGAGCAGAACCUUAUGGAGGGUGGAGAUCUGCAUUGUGAGGAUCAAGUAUCGGGUUGUCCUCCUCUUCUGCUCCAGUGGGUGAAGACUGACCAUGCUCUUGUCAUGCUCUUCAACAAUGGCACUCUACAGGUUAACUUCUACGCAGACCACACAAAGAUCAUCCUGUGCAAGUCAUCAGAUGACUCCUACCUGCUCACCUACAUCAGCCGGGAGCGCGUCUCAUACACUUACCUCCUCAGCAUGCUGAAUGAGAUGGGCUGCACCUCGGAACUGAGACACCGGCUGCGAUACGUGGUCCAGCUGCUCCAACACCACGCCGACGCCUGAGAGCACGGCUCCGUGCCUCCCAGGCUGCCAGAUUGGCAGAUGCAAUAGAGGUGACCCGACUUGACGCCUCUUCUUCUAAGGCAGCCUGGCUGGUUGAUAGAAUUUCUCAAGGCAGCGCUGGGACGUCUUGACGGAUUGAAGGCUGCUCAGAAGAGUAUAUAUUCUUUUCUAAACUGGUGCUUAGGCAGCUGAUUUAUCAAAUUGAUUGGACGUUGAUGAAUAUCAAGUCAGGAAGUUGCCAAAUGCAGCAUAUGUCUCAAGGGUUUGUGCCUGUCCAGUUUAUGUCUCAAAGGUAUCCAUCCACCUGGAAGGUAUUGAUGCCUAAAAUAAGAGACUCCUCCUACCUGGCCUGAAAUGAUGGAUCCCUCACAGGCAGAUGCUAAAUGAACACCCAAACUCUCCAAUACCUUUCUUCACCCACUGCUUCUUGGGUGGAUCUUUCAAAGCCACCAACCAACCCUGCAGCUUUCCACUUCCCCCUGAAAGCCAAUAAUCCAGGCAUGGUUUCUCAAAGGUAUCUAAACACUAAAUUGUCUUACUUGCUUGCAACGAAACCAGGAUAUCUUGCCACUGGAAUUCUUUUCGGCUGUGUG
Molecule: messenger RNA, 2717 nt
Organism: Etheostoma spectabile (orangethroat darter)
Lineage: Eukaryota; Metazoa; Chordata; Actinopteri; Perciformes; Percidae
Gene: plk3
Product: polo-like kinase 3 (Drosophila)
Biological process (GO): Golgi disassembly; DNA damage response; mitotic spindle organization
Cellular component (GO): nucleus; kinetochore; cytoplasm
Molecular function (GO): protein serine/threonine kinase activity; ATP binding; protein binding
Source: RefSeq, a predicted model, not a curated record